AUGGCGUCUGCUUUGUUUGCUGGUCAGAAUGAAUCUAGCUGGGUCCGCAUGGGGAAGAAGAUUUCGAGUUCCAAUUCUCGACUAAAUGCAAACCCUAACCCUAAUUCGAACCCGAAGAAAAAGCAAAAGCAAUUCCACCAUGUUGCCACCAACGGAGGUUCCGCCGGACGUUAUAAUGAUGAUUCCCCCGUCGUCACGCAAACUGCCUCCGACGAUGCUUACUCCUUCAACCAGACCUCGACAAGCCGUAGCGGAUUCAAUCAUGGCGAAUAUUUGACCUACAAUAUCUCAUCGUGCUCAAAAUCCGAAAUACUCGAGCUCCGCAGACGCUUGGCUGUGGAGCUUGAACAGAUCCGAGAGUUCCGUUCCCAAAUAGAUUCGGGUCAAUUCAACAUCAACAAUCAUUCAAGAUCUAGUGGGAAAUCAAAGAAAUUGCCAGGCAACAAGCGGCCUGGAGCUUCGUUCGUAUCUAAUAAGGAUCCUAAGGUGCUGUCCAGUAGAUUAGAUAAUGGAAAUUUUGGUUUGGAGCCUGUGAUUAAUUACCAGGAUAUGUUGAAACAAUGCAAGCAGAUUUUGACUAAAUUGAUGAAACGCAAGAAUGGAUGGCUUUUCAAUACACCUGUUGAUGCAGCGGGCUGGGGGCUUCUUGAUUAUCAUCAGAUUGUGAAGCAGCCUAUGGAUCUCGGGACGACCGAUCAGGUCCAUGGUCUGGCGGAGCAGCUAUUAGCGCGAUUUGAGGAAUUGUUUAGGCCGAUUCAAGAAAAGAUUGACCGUUUUUACAUGCUAAGUAGAGAGGGAGAAUUCCAAGCAUUUCGGGCUAAUGAUGAAGUGCAAUUUCCGGUUAAUGAAGAAUUGCAAGGCAGUUCUUGGAAUAAUAAUAAUCAGAUUAUUGCAUCCCCUGGUAUGGGGGGAAAAAAACCGAGGACAGGUCCGGUUCCAAUUCCUCAAAUGCUAAAGAAACCUGAGACAGCACCAAUGCAUACACAUUCCAGCUCUUCGACGCCUUCCUAUCAUACUCCUCAGCCAAUGGAUCAACCAAUUCGAGUGGAAACCCCUUCUCCUGUGAUAGAUCCCCCGCCAGUAAUGGAACAGAAAGUGGGAAGUGGGCCAACAGUGAAGCAGCCAAAGCCCAGGGCGAAGGAUCUAAAUAAGAGGGAUAUGAGUAUGGAAGAAAAGCAUAAGCUUGGGCUUGGGUUGCAGAGUUUACCUCAAGAGAAAAUGCCACAAUUGGUUCAGAUUAUUAGGAAGAGGAAUGAACAUUUGGCGCAAGAAGGCGAUGAAAUUGAGCUCGAUAUUGAAGCCCUUGAUACUGAGACUCUUUGGGAACUUGAUCGGUUCGUGACUAACUGGAAGAAGAUGGUGAGCAAGACAAAGCGGCAAGCUUUAAUGACGAACAACAAUUUACCUGCCGCAACGACUUCUUCCAUUGCUGAGGCUGAUGCGAUUGCAAUGGGCGAGGGGAAUGAUUUGGAAAAUAGGCCUAAAAAGAACGAGGAUGAGGAUGUGGACAUUGACGAUGAUAUGCCUGCUACACACUUUCCUCCCGUGGAGAUUGAGAAGGAUGAAGGAGGUGGAGAAGUUGGUCAUGAUCAAGACCGUGAUUAUGGUAAUGCCUCUAGUGGCUCGAGCAGUUCCAGCAGCUCAAGUAGCAGUUCCUCAUCUUCCAGUGAUUCUGAUUCUGGGAGUUCCUCUGGUAGUGACUCUGAUGCAGAUGAUGUGCAGUCCUGA
Molecule: messenger RNA, 1728 nt
Organism: Fraxinus pennsylvanica
Lineage: Eukaryota; Viridiplantae; Streptophyta; Magnoliopsida; Lamiales; Oleaceae
Source: the annotation of a GenBank genome assembly